UUGGGAGAGCGGUCGGAAUUCAACGAGGCUGUCCUUCGGGCGUUCGUAGAGUUGCACGAUUUCACGGAUUUAAUACUAGUACAAGCGCUAAGACAAUUCCUUUGGAGCUUUCGACUGCCGGGUGAAGCCCAGAAAAUCGACCGUAUGAUGGAAUGUUUCGCACAGCGGUACUGCCAACUAAACCCGGACAUAUUCACGAACGCGGACACUUGCUACGUUUUGAGCUUCGCUAUAAUAAUGCUCAAUACUUCAUUGCACAAUCCCAGUGUGAAGGAUAAGCCCUCACCAGAACAGUUCGUCGCGAUGAACCGCGGGAUCAACAAUGGCGGCGAUUUGCCUCAGGAGUUGCUCUUGUCAUUAUACGAGUCUAUAAAGACGGAGCCUUUCAAGAUACCCGAGGACGACGGAAAUGAUCUCAUGCAUACUUUCUUCAACCCAGACAAAGAGGGGUGGCUUUGGAAGCAAGGUGGAAGAUACAAGUCAUGGAAACGACGCUGGUUCAUUUUAAAUGAUAACUGCCUAUAUUACUUCGAAUAUACAACAGAUAAAGAGCCGAGAGGCAUCAUUCCACUAGAAAAUAUAUCUGUCCGUCCAGCAAGCGACCGACAACGACCGCACUGCCUUGAGUUGUACGCCAGUGGUGGGGCCGAUCUCAUCAAAGCUUGCAAAACUGACUCUGAGGGUAAAGUCGUCGAGGGAAAGCAUACUGUUUAUAGAAUGUCAGCUUCAACAGCCGAAGAGCGAGACGAAUGGAUCGAGUGUCUCCGUCGUUCAAUUAGUCACAAUCCGUUCUAUGACAUGUUAGCACAACGCAAGAAGAAGGCCCAACACAACAUACAUUCGAGCUCACACUAG
Parnassius apollo (apollo) is the source of this 855-nucleotide messenger RNA. The record is from the annotation of a GenBank genome assembly. NCBI's taxonomy places the organism in Eukaryota, Metazoa, Arthropoda, Insecta, Lepidoptera, Papilionidae.